AUGUCGAUUCGCAAAAUGGCUACUUUCACUUCCCUCCAGCAGUUCCUUGUCGGAGCCAGCCAGAGAUUCAAUGCAUCAGCCACUUCAAACAAUCCUGUCCAUCUAGUCGUGGGCAAUGAAUCCGCAGACCUCGACUCCUUCGCUUCAUCCAUCCUCUAUGCUUUCCUAGACACCAUAAUCAAGGCCCCUGAUACCCCCAAAACCCAACCAAUCGGUCAACCAGACAAAGACGUAACCGCCUUCUUCGAUCGUAUCUCAGUUCCCUCAAUCCCACUUCUCUCAAUCCCUCGUAACGAGGUAACCCUCCGUCCCGAACAUGCCUACCUAACCUCCCACCUCUCAUUCACUUUAAACGACAUGCCCACCCUUUCCGACCUUCCCUCAAGUCUUCACAAUUCGCACACUUCGAUUACAUUGGUAGACCAUAACGUCCUACAACCGCCUCUGGCACCACAUUUUUCGAACAGCAUAGAUUCAAUCAUCGACCACCAUGUCGACGAAAAUAUGUAUAAAAAAGCUGCACCACGUAUAAUUAAUCCAACUGGAUCGUGUGCCUCUCUAAUAACCAACCAUUUCCGAACACAUUAUGCAGCACAUUGGAAUAACCUCCCGGAGUCAAUACAUUCCGAAAUCGCACGACUGGCUUUGGCUCCCAUUUUAAUGGAUACUGCAAAUUUAAAAGCCGAAUCAAAGGUUACACCGAUAGAUAUCGUUCAAGUUACCGAAUUACUCGAACGUGCGGGUAAAGAAUUCGACAGGAAUGCAUUUUAUGACGGAUUACAAGCUGCCAAGGGCAAUAUCACAGGAUUAAGCAUCGACGGCCUUCUCAGAAAGGAUUACAAACAGUGGAAGGAGAAAAACGGCGUCGUUCUCGGAAUUAGCGCAAUUACUAGAUCACUAUCAUGGGUUGUAGAGAAAGCAGGUGGAAUUGAGAACUUUUCGGCAGAACUAGAAAAAUACGCAAAGGAUAGAGGACUUGAUAUUGCGAUUGUCAUGACGACAGACAAUAGCAAAGGUUUCAGACGGGAUUUGUUAAUAUGGGGUGCAAACGACCGGACCAAAGGAUUUGCACAGAGCUUCGAGGACAGUGUGAACGAGAAAUUCAGACUAGAGCGGUGGCCAAACGAGGAAGAUGGAGUGACGGCAAGCAUUGCCAUCGAGGGCAUGAAGGCUUGGACGCAGGCUUCCCUAGAUUUGAGUAGGAAGCAGGUGGCACCGGUGUUACGAGAGGUUGCUGGUAAACUUUGA
This is a messenger RNA of Orbilia oligospora ATCC 24927, 1248 nucleotides long. RefSeq lists its product as uncharacterized. Lineage: Eukaryota; Fungi; Ascomycota; Orbiliomycetes; Orbiliales; Orbiliaceae. Gene Ontology annotation, molecular function: exopolyphosphatase activity. Bases 1 to 1248 code for a protein of 415 amino acids. The transcript has 2 exons. Gene Ontology annotation, cellular component: cytoplasm. The record is from RefSeq and is a predicted model, not a curated record.